GCUGAGCCGUUACGGGCCGAGGGGGAUGGUCUCCACACGGGCGUCAGGUGCGGCGGCCGCAAACAUGGCUGAGCCCCUCGCCGCCAGGCGGAUGCAAUUGCAAGCUCAGUGUCCUCUCGUUUAAGUACUACGAGGGCAGCCGGUCAUAACAAGUACCGCAAGGUUUCAUAAGAAGUCAGCUGGCCAAAUGUGCACACAUGGAGUGCUUUGAGAUAGUAAAGAUUAUGGCUACUAACGGUCGGUGAAAAACGAAUGCAUCAAGCUGGUUGUCCAUCCAGAGUGAGCCGUUCACCAGACAGCUGUAAAGGGCCCGUGCGUGGCCGACGCUGAGAGGGUUUCACCCUGCAAACCGUUUCUUCUGCCUUGACGCUGGACCGGUAUGGGUUCCGAGCCGUUGGGUGAAACUGUAUCGAUCCGCGUCGGGAUCUCGCUAAUAAUCAUCUCAGUCGCGCUGACAAUGGAUGAAACACUCAUCGACACAACAAGACAGCAACAAAAUAUGUGGGUAACAUGGGCAAAUAGAACCAAUACCAGUGCCUUUUGUUUGUCAAUGGCGUCCGUGACUGAUCCUUUUCGUACCUGCUUGAUUGGUAUCCCUUCUCUGGAGCCGAAAAGAUUUUUGGGAUAUCUAAACAAUAGCUCAUUAGCUAAUCAAACCAUAUUGCGACAGGAGGGAGAAAAGCUUAGUACUUCUGAUGACUGGUGUCACAGAAAUCACACGGCCUGCCAGCAGCCCAGGGUUAACAAGCAGGUGUAGUGUGGAGACUGUGUCAAAGGUAAUAUUGCCAACCGGACACAAGCCUGGAUGUCUGUGUUAUUAAUUCAGCACUUAAAACGUUACCAUGGGAUCCACAGGAAUUGCAGCUAGCAGGAUCCAUAAAUGGAACUAAAGAUGGUUUGUGCUUUGGCUUUAGCACUAAUAUAAUUGAUACCCCGGUUAGAAUGAGGUGUGUAAGCUCUGAGAGCGGUGUGCAAUCCCAGGCACUUGAGGUAUGGACCGAUGUAUCUGGGUCGGACAUAUAUGGGAUACGAGACGCCUCCGAGACCCGAGCAUGGUGUGGGAGAGCUGUGGGGCUCGAAGAGUCUGGUCGACAUGAACUAUUCACAAACAUGCCGCUAGCUUUGCCUAAAGGAGUCUUUUUGAUUUGUGGUGAUCGUGCCUGGCAGGGCAUCCCAAAAGCUCCGCUUGGGGGACCGUGUUAUUUAGGAAGACUUAGUCUACUAGCAACCACUGUAGAACUUUUCAAAAAACAAAAUAGAACUCGAACUGAACGAGAAUUACACACUUUGUCAUCAACAUGUGAUGAUUCAGUAUCACUUAUAGGGAAGGCUGAAAAUCUAUUGGCCAGCAUAUUUUGUCCUAGCUGUGCAUCUACAAUUGCUAACGCAAAUCUGCAAAAAUUGGCAUGCUGGGCUGCAAAACAAGCUAACCUCACCUCAGAAAUCUUAACCGACCUAAUGAAAGAUGUUGAUAGUAAUUGUAAAGGUAUUUUACAAAAUCGCGCGGCUAUAGAUUUUCUUUUGUUAGCAAAUGGACAUGGUUGUAAUGAUUUUGAUGGAAUGUGUUGUUUUAAUUUAUCUGAUCAUUCGAAAUUGAUACAUGCAAGGAUCCAAGAGCUACGAGAGAAUGUUGACAAGAUUCGGAUUGAGGCCGGACUAGACGAUUGGCUGAAGAACUUGGAAAUUAGUGGGUGGUUAAAACCGCUGAUAUAUAGCUUAUUGCAACUGUUAUUAACCCUUGUAGUUCUUUUGUGUAUUAUUUGUGGAAUCUUUGCUUGUGGGAAGAACUUGAUGGCAAAAACAAUAUCCAAAAUCUGGUUAGUACAACAGUCGCCUACAUCGAACGACAUCAUCAAUGCAUUCAUGAUGGAAAAUGGACAUGUAUAUGAGGACGGGGCGUAAGUGCCUCUGCUCAAAAAACAAAAAUGGAGAUUUGUGGAUAAGCCGGUAACGGAGGUGAGCAGAGGCCACAGAUCAAUGGGCAGAACUAUUGCUUGAAGCAGAGCUUAGGCCUUUUGGCAACUAUAGGGUUAUUUAGCAAGAGCAGCUAAGGCUAUGCAUACGGAAAUGCGAGCAGAAGCCACAGAGACUUAGCAAGAGCAGCUAAAGCUAUGUAUAAGGAACUAACACUAUGUAUAAGGAAGUAAAACUAUGUGUAAAGAAGUAACGGUUAUGUUAGGACUUUCCACUGAGAGGAAAAAUAGGAUGUGGAACCACAAAAGCAGAAGGUCUUAAGGAUGGUGACAGGAAUGCAAUAUUUAGCAAGUAAACUGCAACAUUUAGCAAGUAAGCAUGUUGGACUUUUAGGGAGGACCAAUGAAAUCAUUGUAUCUGGGUGUAUGACGCACAGCUAACAGAGCAAUGUAACUAUAUAAUCAGAUGUAUCAACAAUAAACUUGGGCAAUCGCUUGAUUACA
Messenger RNA from Strigops habroptila (Kakapo), 2417 nucleotides. Its product is annotated as syncytin-2-like. The record is from RefSeq and is a predicted model, not a curated record. The transcript has 2 exons. Lineage: Eukaryota; Metazoa; Chordata; Aves; Psittaciformes; Psittacidae. The coding region runs from base 943 to 1902 and encodes 319 amino acids.